AUGGACGACGGCGUACAACCGGGUGAAGGCGGCCCAGUUAAGAACGUGGCAAAAUCUGGCCGGAGAGCACGUCUCGCAGCAGAUCUAUCCCUUGGAGAUGCCACUACCUCCAGGAAGUCCACCACCUCUGCUGGAGAAGAUGACGGGGAGGGCCCCCCUCCUAAACCACCUAGGAGGCAGGGCGGCUGGGCCGAAGAAAGCUCCGGAUCCGGUCCUGGCAAGUCUUCAAGAAGAGCCGCUGCCGACGACCUAGAAGACCGCCGGCUGCGACCACAAACUCCCCAAGGAUCGGAUGAUGAUGGAGAUAUUCCAGUCAUUCCGGAUUUGGAUGAUGUGCAGGAAGAAGAUCUCAACAUGCAAGUAGCGGCUCCACCGAGUGUUCAAGUCAACCGGGUAAUGACCUACAGAGACCUGGACAACGAUCUGAAAUAUUACUCUGCGUUCCAGACUCUCGAUGGAGAGAUUGACUUGAAGCUCCUUACAAAGGUUUUGGCGCCAGAGCAGGAGGUGAAGGAGGAAGAUGUGCUCUGGGACUGGGAUCAUCUGUUUACAGAGGUGUCUUCAGAGCUCCUGAUGGAAUGGGACCAGAGAGAAAGUGACGAUCAGGCUUCAUAA
Messenger RNA from Nerophis lumbriciformis (worm pipefish), 615 nucleotides. The record is from RefSeq and is a predicted model, not a curated record. Lineage: Eukaryota; Metazoa; Chordata; Actinopteri; Syngnathiformes; Syngnathidae.